AAAUUUAUUUUGAUGAAUUAUCAAAAGAUAAAUUUCUUAAGAUAAUGUUUUUUAAAUUUUUGUCAUAAAAAUAGUUCUAAAUGGAAAAAAUGAUCAAAAUAAGUUUUUGAUCAUUUUUUAAAAAAAUCUAUUUUUAUGACAAAAAUUUAAAAAAAGAAACUAUUUGAGAGAAUAUCCCUUAUCAAAAUUACAUAUAUAAAAACCAAAGAAAUUAGACAGAUUAGUGGAUUUGUAGUUUUGUACUAACCUUAAUGAUUAAUUUAGAACUAUGGUAAAUAUUAGGCGAAUAAAAUCUGUCACUAUCAAUGCGUGCAUAAAGGUGCAAUAUCCACUUACAAGAUCCUUUCACCUGUAAUCCUUUUCAAUGUGUAGGUAGUAGUAUUGUAUUGUAGUAGUAGACUAGUAGUAGUGGUAAAAGUCAAACUAAGUGUCUGAAUGGUGUAAUGAAAGAAAGGCAGUUCACUCGUAAGUACAGUUUUCCUGUUUUAAAGUUAUUAUUCGCAUUUUUUUAAAAUAAAAUAUAUACCAGGUGAUCUGCAUGCAAAUCAAUAUUUUUUAUCUUUUUGUGAGAAAAAAUAGGAAAUCUGCAUGCAGAUUUCACUACCAUACAGGCUUCUAAUGGUAAAAGCAUUUCAAGCAGAUCAAGCAACACAAAUGCAGAUCAAGCGGAUCAUGCAGAGAGAACCAGAUCAAAUAAUUUAUUAUAACUUAUGAAUGAUAAAAUCAGUUCAAAACUAUAGAUCAUAUAUUAAAAUAAUAAAAAUGACACUUAGAUAUCUAAACAAAUAUCUUAGAUGUUAUAGGAUCGGUCGAAAUGUCUGUAAAUAUUUUAUAAGAUACUUAUACUUUUUUUUAUUUUCUUAUUUAUAAAAAUUAAAAAUUAUAUGACAAAAAAUAAUAAGUAGAGAAUGAUAAUUUUGUAUUGUAAAAGUUGAAAUAAAAUAAAAUAAAAAUAUUGUAUUCAUAAAACUAGAUAAAUAUAUUUUUAAAGUUAUGUAUUGUAACAAAGUUAUUUAUUGACCAAACAAAAAAAAAGCAGAUCAACACCACCAAAUAUUGGCGGGUGAGAUCUGCAUGCAGAUCUAUGCUUUUCCACAAAAAGACAAAAAAAUAUUAAACUGCAUGCAGAUCUCACGUUUGAACUGCUUUUACAAACAAAGGUUAUGGCUAUGAAUGUAACACAGUCCAAAUGCAGUACAUAUGCAGAUCAUUACCAAUGCAGAUUGAACUGCAAUUUUUUUUCCAUUCAAUUUUUCAAAUGCAAAACAAAAGAAAAUCUGAAAAUCUGCAUGCAGAAUAAAUUUGGUCAUUGAUUUAAUAAUCUGCAGGAGAGAAACGAAAGACACCAAAAACAUGCUGAGGGCCAAUGAGAAUCAUUUGUCUUUUGUUUUGUUUUUCUUUUUCUUUUUCUUUUCAUGCUACCAAUAAAUAUAUUCAUUUAAUUUAUUUCUUUCACUUUUAAAUUCACAUAAUAUUUCAUUUCAAAAGUACAUUUAAUAUAUUGUUCCAUCUUUUCAUUUUAUUAGUAGUUUAUUUUAAACGAAUUUUAUAAGCAUAUUUUAUAUAUUCUAUAAAUAUUUUAAUAGAAAAUUAUGUAUAUGUAGAUUACAUAUUCACAAUUUUAUAUAAUUUUUAAUAAUAAAUAGUCAUGCAUAUUAUUUUUAUAUAAUCUAAGAAUAUAUGUUUAUACUAAAUAAUUAUAUAAUGUAUAGUUAAGGAAACAUAUAUGUUAUAGUUUAUUUUUUUAUAAUUGAUAAUAUUUAACAUAAAUAAAAUAAUAUUAUUUUUAUGGUUGAGGAAACAAGUGCAGUUCUCCUGCCUCAAAUGUGUAUCCUGCUCCUCCAUUCGGAUACACAUUUGAGGCAGUUCAUAUGCAGUUCAUCUGAUUUCAUAAAUAAUUAAAUUUCAAAAUAUAUCUAAACCUCUUAUAUAAAUAUUAUAUUUUCAUUUUAGUUACUCACAAUUUUAAUAAUACAAAAAAUAUUGUUAUCUAUUUAGCUUUUUCAUCAGAUAAUUUUCAUAUCUAUUUUAAAUUAUUAUAUUUAUAUAAUAUAUGUGGCUUUAGUUAUAAUAUGUAUUAUAUAAAUAUAUAGUAUUGUAGUUUAUAUAUGUACACUAAUAAAAAAGAUAUGUAUAAUGUUAAUUGUUAAAGUUUUUAUAUAUUAUGUGUUUUGAUUUCUAUUAUAAUUUUAAUUAUUAAAAUAUAGAAUUUGUUUUAGUUAAACUGAUUUUACAAUUUAAAACUGUAAUAAACUAUUUGAUCUCCAUGAUAUGCACUUAUCUCGCUUGACCUGUUUAAUCUGCACUUGUCCCGCUUGAUAUGAUUGAUCUGUCCCACUUGAACCGUUUUUACCAUUCGAAGCCCUAUAGAUCAUAAAUUAUUGUACUACAAAACGGAUGCCAUGACAUAUCUCCCAAGUUGGAAUCACAGACGCAGCCAUAAACCCUCUCAAGUUUCACACGUCUCGUCCUCUUCUCUUCUUCCCCAAAAUUUUGCUCACAUCUGUACUUUUAUUACAUGUAUACUCAAAGAUCCCAAUAAAUACCUAAAAUAAAUAUAUAUCAUUAAUUAAUUCAAAUGUCCAGUUUAAUAUAUAUUUUCAAUAUGUAGUUGAAUAUAAAGCUUUUAUGUUUUGAUAAAUAUUUUAAGUUUGCUUCUGAAAUUUAAAUAAUAUUGCUUAGCACUAAGCUAUUACUAUUUGGUUUAAAACAUGUCCAUUACCUAGUGAAAAGUGGUUAAAAUAUUUGUUAGGCGAAUUUUGAUUAACUAUAACCAAAGUUCAAAAAGGUAUAUUGUUUUGAUCCCAUGCUUUUUCACAAAAAAAAACUUACUUUUUGUUUGCUACAAAUAAACUUAUACUUACUACUGUCGUUCACGCUUUUAUCCUAGAGUAUGUUUGACAUUUCGUUAAUAUUCUCUGAGAAACAAUUAAACAGUUAAAUAAAGAUUUAUUGUGUGUUUCAUACGAUAUGAUAUCAUACUGUAUGAUAUAUUUGUUAUAGAAAUUAAAAGAGUGCGCAAUAUGAUUAGAUUCAGGCAACCUUGAAUGAAGGGAGGAGUUUUCAAGCCAAAGGGCGAUGGCCUCACGUAACUUUGGGACAAACAUACUCAUAUGUCACAAACGUCACCUUUUUAUCUCGUUUUCCCUUUUCUACCAUUUUAAAAAUAUAUUUAACCUCUUUUUUCUCUUAGCUUUACUGGGUCCAAUUUUCAUAUGUUUUGUCAUAUGUUAGCAAAUUCUAAAUGCUGGGACAACAGAAAUCACAUUGAAAUCGCAUAUACAAAUUAUGUAAAUACUAGCAUUAGCUAUUUUGAUAUUUGCUUCUUGCUUUGAACUAGUCAUCUAAGUAAUAAAUAUAUAUAAAUUAUCCAAAUAGAAAACAUGGUAGGAGGUUGAUGAUAUAAGAAAGAAGUAGGUGGCACAAAAAACAUGUGAAGACUGAUGAGCCGUAGGAUGUGUAGUAGAUAAGGAGACUAACUAUAUUACAGGAAAUCAAGUCAAAGUUACAAUAAUAACUGCAAUGCGUCUUACAUGUGUUGCUUGUCAUAUUAUUAACCUAACAACUUUUUUCGUUAGACAUGAACAAAUAUAUAUAGUACGCAACAAUUUUAAAAUAAAAUCCACACAAAAAACAUACUUCAGUUCAGUAAAAGAAUAUUACUAUUACUAAGCAUCAUGUUGUCGGUCAGCACAAGCCGUGGCCAUCUCCUAUAUAAGCUCUGUUCAUCUUCUUCUCCACAUAACAGCCAUUCCCUCCUCUCUUCUUCCAAUCACAAAGAUUCAAUGGCUCCCUGCAUCGACACUUUCAGAACAUGUAAACCCCAGCUUUCUCAUGAAGACAACUCUCGGUUCUGUUACAUGAAUCUCUUCCGACCCGUUCAUCUCCCUUCACGAGCACCCAUCACUAACUCCCUGGACGGUGGUGAUGUCUGGCUCAAGAUGCUUGAAGAAGCCAAAUCCGACGUUGAGCAAGAACCCAUUUUGUCAAGCUACUAUCACGCUUCCAUUACAUCGCAUCCAUCGUUAGGUUCCGCUUUGGCGAACAUUCUCUCGGUAAAGCUCAGCACUUUAACCUUACCAAGCAACACCCUUUUCGAGAUGUUCAUCAGCGUUUUAGAAGAAAGCCCAGAGAUGGUGGAGUCGGUGAAGCAAGACCUAGUAGCAGCAAAGGAAAGAGACCCAGCUUGCUUAAGCUACGUCCAUUGCUUCCUAAGCUUCAAAGGCUUUCUCGCUUGUCAAGCUCAUCGUAUCGCUCACAAGCUCUGGUCCCAAGACAGAAAGAUCCUUGCUUUACUCAUCCAAAACAGAGUAUCCGAAGCUUUCGCCGUCGACAUCCAUCCGGGAGCCAAGAUCGGAAAAGGGAUUCUGUUAGACCACGCAACGGCCGUGGUGAUCGGAGAAACGGCGGUGGUUGGAGACAACGUUUCGAUUCUCCACGGCGUGACGCUGGGAGGAACAGGGAAACAGUGCGGCGAUAGGCACCCCAAGAUCGGGGAUGGGGUCUUGAUCGGAGCAGGGACUUGUAUACUAGGGAAUAUAACAAUCGGAGAGGGAGCUAAGAUUGGAUCGGGGUCGGUGGUGCUUAAGGACGUGCCGCCGCGAACAACGGCGGUUGGAAACCCGGCGAGACCGAUAGGUGGGAAAGAGAAUCGGAGAAUGGUUGAUAAGGUUCCAGGUUUGAGUAUGGACCAGACUUCGUAUUUGACCGAGUGGUCUGAUUAUGUCAUCUAAACCAACUGUAGUUAUUCCCGGUUGAUCUGAUUUUAUAAGUACUCUUUAACCAAAAUUUUGUAUAUAGCUCAACUGUUUGUUGGUGUUCAGUUACGAUGAUCCGAGAGUAAUAAUAUGAACUAGAUUUUGAUUCGAUUUAUGAAAGGGCGGGUUUUUUU
Molecule: messenger RNA, 4891 nt
Organism: Brassica rapa (field mustard)
Lineage: Eukaryota; Viridiplantae; Streptophyta; Magnoliopsida; Brassicales; Brassicaceae
Product: serine acetyltransferase 1, chloroplastic
Cellular component (GO): cytoplasm
Molecular function (GO): L-serine O-acetyltransferase activity
Source: RefSeq, a predicted model, not a curated record